AGACGGUUCCCACUCCACAGCUUGUGGCGCUAAUUCGUGACGUCACUACGAUAUAAACUCUGCUGCCCUUCUCACCGGCCCCAUUCAAAACAACAGUCUGCUUGCUUUCUAUCACGGUGCCUCGCGAAUGCAAGCAGAAGAGUUGCUUCCAGAGUCACAAUGGCGCACUUUUAGUUUUUUUUCUUUUCUGUUUGGUUUGGGUUUUUUUUUUUUUUUUUUUCAGCCUAGUGCCUAUACUAUUUGACUUUUCGUUUCCCUCUCCUUCAGCAGCACCAGCACCAGCAGCCCCUGCCCUGCUCGGCCGGAGCGAUGCCCGCCGGCAUGUUCAGCAUCGACAGUAUACUGUCCGGACGACCGAGCUGCAAGGAGCCGCUGCUUCUCCACCGGGGCGGUCCGGUCGUGUUGCCUGGGGGGCUGAGCGACUCUGUUUAUUCAGACUACAACGGAUUGUACACCGCCGCGUGUGGCCUCCCAGGCCCCGGAGUUCCGUCUGUGAACGGAACCAGAGUCGGAUAUAACGGCUAUUACUACGGACAGCUACAAGUUCAAGGCACCGGAGGACUCCCUUGUUGUGGUGCCGCCGCCGCCGCCGCCGUGCACAGCCUCAGCCCACAGCAAUGCCCUUGCAUCACGCCAGGCUAUGACAGUCCGGGUUCGGUGUUGGUCUCUUCCGUGCCCCAUCAUAUGAUGUCCUACGUGAAUAUGGGCAACUUUUCGCGGAGUGAGCUGCAACUCCUCAACCAGCUGCACUGCCGCAGGAAGCGACGGCACCGAACCAUCUUCACCGACGAGCAGCUGGAGGCUCUGGAGGGCCUCUUCCAAGAGACCAAGUACCCCGACGUUGGCACCAGGGAACAACUCGCUCGUAAGGUUCACCUACGGGAGGAGAAGGUCGAGGUUUGGUUCAAAAACAGACGGGCCAAAUGGAGGCGGCAAAAAAGGUCGUCAUCGGAGGAAUCGGAGAAUACUCCGAAAUGGAACAAAACAAAAAAAACGUCCGCGGAGAAAACUGAGGAGAACAAAAGUGACGUGGACUCGGACUGAGUUAAACGCGUGCACGUUUGCUUGGAUCAGUGGUGAAUGACUUGUGUUGCACAGGUGUACAUAUAUCCUAGUUGCAUUGUCUAUUUAUAUCUAAUUUAAUUUGAAUGUUAAGAGAAUCAAGACACUUGAGUUGAUGUCACUCACCGUACCACACGCGACACCUUUGUAUUCAUGUUGUAAUAUGACGUAUACCUGUCAGUUGCCAACGUAGCGAGAAUGGAAAUGUGGAGUUGUGUUAAUGCGCUGCGAACAGCUUUACAAUGUGGGUUAUGCGGAGUAGAAUAUUUAUUAAAAAAAAAGUCAAUUAAAAAUAAUCCAUAUACUCACGACUGAACAUUAAAACAUAAACCACAUGGCUGAUUUAAUAAUUAUGUACUGUACGUUGCUUGCCAGCCAUAUAUAGGAAUAUUUUUUCCAUUUGAAAACAGGUUAAACCGGAAACAUUUUCACCUCAAUAUAUUGAUUAAAGAUGAAAGUGAUUCUCACUCCAUGUAUACACGGCAUUUUAUCAGUAAGGUUCAGUGACGGAUUUCUACAAGAAUUAGAAUGAUCGCCUAAAUUGAUCACAUUUGGUUGACACGGAGCAAGAGCACUUCGUGGAUUCUGUCCUCAUUGUGCUUCUUUCCGUGCACAUUUUCAACACAUCAUGAAUGUUGGGACGAUUAAAGACUACCCCGUAGGUUUGAAUGCAUAUGUGUGUCAAUUGUUACUCGCGCUUGCACGUGUCCGUACCCGUGCGGCGCCGGCGGCGGCGGCGGCGGCCUGUUCGCUCAGUUGGAAUGUGCGCCAAUUUGCCUACAAGCGGGAAGGGGGCAAAAGUAUCGAUGUUGGAAUAUAAAAUUAUGAUGUGACAAUUAAGGGUUCCCUCCCGACCGGGGACCUAAAAGAAAAGUGUCACUUUAAACCUUUCCUCUAUUAGCCUGUGGUGUAUAAAAAAGAAAUCAACUUAUAAUUCAUCAUUAUUUAGAUACAAUAGAUUCAUUGUCACAGUUUGUACUAAAAGCGAAGUGCGCUGAUUAAUUAUAUUUGGCUCCAUUUUAAAAAAAGUAUUGAAGGAAACGUGAGCAAAUCGCAGGUAUUAUUCAUAACAAAACAAAAUCUAAAAAAAAUAAAUGGGUCGAUUGUAACAUUAGGUAACGCAUGCACUGAAAUUCGUACAAAUAGUUUAUAUUCGACUAAAUACGCAAAUAAGAAAAUACAAUAUAAAAUCGAUUUGAAUCGAUUAUCGCUAUAAUAGGCGAGACACGAGGGCAAAGCAUAUUUUAAUUGUUAGCGUUUAAAAAUUAUCCAACUGUUCCAAAUUUAAGUGUUAGGAGACUUAUUUGUGUGUGUGUGUGUGUGUGUAUAUAUAUAUAUAUAUGUGUGUGUAUAUAUAUAUAUAUAUAUACAUAUAUAUAUAUACUUUGUGAAGUGUUUUGUUAUAGCUGAGUCACAUUUAUUUCGAGGAUGAUAACACAUUUCACAAAGAAUGUC
Molecule: messenger RNA, 2517 nt
Organism: Syngnathus typhle (broad-nosed pipefish)
Lineage: Eukaryota; Metazoa; Chordata; Actinopteri; Syngnathiformes; Syngnathidae
Gene: gsc
Product: goosecoid
Exons: 3
Coding region: 310-1044 (244 amino acids)
Biological process (GO): regulation of transcription by RNA polymerase II
Cellular component (GO): nucleus
Molecular function (GO): RNA polymerase II cis-regulatory region sequence-specific DNA binding; DNA-binding transcription factor activity, RNA polymerase II-specific
Source: RefSeq, a predicted model, not a curated record